AGUUCUCAGUCAGUCAAGCGCCGAGCGUCGAGCUGCGAGUAUGACACGACUUAGGUCGUCGACACCAUGCAACGCGACUUGUUACUAAUCGCAGUGUUGUUUUUGUUUAUGAACACUGGCAAUGGCAAGAUCUGCCCCUCGAUCGAGAUCAAGAAUAAACCCAGUGAGUUAGAGCAGUUGCGGAACUGUACGAUCAUCAUGGGGUAUCUCAGGAUUGUACUUCUUGAUAGUGUGAAAAAAGAGAGUGCAUUUGAUAAUCACACGUUUCCGGAGUUGACGGAAAUCGUGGAUCAUUUGAUGCUCUACAGGAUUCCGCAUCUUACAUCCCUCAGCAGGCUUUUCCCCAAUUUGAGGAUCAUACGGGGCAGGAGAGUGUUCCGGGAUUAUUCGCUUGUGAUCUUCAAGUUGAAUCAUCUUGAGGAGGUGGGUCUGAAAAAUUUAGAACUCAUCGAAGGAGGGAUUAUGAUUGGAGGUUGCCAACGGUUAUGUUACGCCAAUACCGUGGAUUGGAACGCUUUGGGGGCUUUCGCAUUCCAUUUCCAAGAACUACCAACCUGUAAAAGUGAACUUUGUCCAAAGAACUGCGGCGGACACUGCUGGACUAAAGAUACUUGUCAAAAGCCGUCGAGUGAUUUCUGUGAAUUCUUCGAAGAUGAGGGCAAAUGUGUGAAGRCAUGUCCUAAGCACAAAGUCCAUAAUUAUGACAUUAUGAAAUGUAUGACCAAAGAAGAAUGUGAGACUAUGUUAAAUGGCACUUGGUGGGUCUUUAACAACUCUUGUAUUGAGACUUGCCCUAUUUAUUACAAUCAGGAUAAAAAUGCGAAAGGGGGAUGUGUUUACGCGGGAAAGAAUUACAAAAAAGAAUGUAGAGGGGGUCUUAUCGAAAAAUUGGAUGUCUUACAAGAGAUGAAAGACUGUACGGACAUAAAUACGUCACUGGAGUUGCGUAUAACUCAGGAUUAUUUGGUACCCUAUCUGGAAAAAUACCUCGGCAACGUUGUUAGUAUUUCAGGAUAUUUGAACAUUUCGAGAUCGGGGAAUAUUAAAUCGUUGGAAUUUUUUAAAAGUCUUGAGGUUAUUAAAGGAGAGGAAUUAGCAAAUAAUAAGUAUGCUCUUUAUGUGUUUCAAAAUAAAAAUUUGGAGAAACUGUGGGACUUUGAUGAUAAUUUUAAUUUAACCAUAAGAAAUGGUUCCAUUCAGAUUCAUGAUAACCGUUUUCUGUGCCCCUCUGAUAUAAUAAGACUGGAAAAGAUUGUUGGCGCUAAAAUGGAUAAUGACACUGUUAUUUUUCGUUAUUCUAAUGGCUACAACUCAGUUUGCAAUCAGAAAAACAUGACAGUUAUGAUUCUUGAGAAUAAUCCAACAAAUGUAACGCUCACGUGGCAUCGAGCCGAUUCAGCCGACAACGAAAUAAUCAUCGGUUACACAAUAUAUUACGUGCCGGUGUUUGAAGGCAAUAUUACAGCAUUUGAAAAUAAAGACGAAUGUAGUGUAGACGGUUCGUAUGGUAUUUUUGUUCGGGAGAAUAUAGUUCAACUUGUUUCAUUACGUCCCUUUACCCGUUAUGGUUACUACUUUAAAAUAUACUCGACCAACCCUCAAGAAGCCAAAACUCCUGUUUAUUAUUUUGUUACGGCGUCCACAGAACCUCCUGCACCUAUUGAUUUUGACGCUGAAGCUAUAAGUGACACGAGUAUUGUCCUCACCUGGAAACCCCCGUCUCUCUUUAAUGGCCGUUUUUCCCACUACGAGUUAGCAAAGUUUGUUGAAGAAGAUUACGUUCCCCUGAUCCAACAAAGAAAUUAUUGCUACUUUCCUCAUGUUGAAAUUGAAAAACCCAAAAUCUCUGUAGUCCCGAAAGUUACUAAAGUGGACGAAGACUUGACAAAUACAACGAAUUGUACUUGUGGUAAGAAAUCUUUCGUACAGUUUGUCACUCAAGACUUGACUUGUACGAACGGUGGGAGAAUUGAUAGUUGCAUUAGAAGUAUUUAUCAUCAAGUAUCGAGUUAUUUGUCCGGUAAAAGAGAAGUAGAGAACGAAACUCAAGUCAAAUUAGUUAAUUCUAACGCGACUUCUUACGAAUUUAAAAAUUUGCAACAUUAUACUUUGUAUGUGUUUUAUUUGCGAGCUUGUAACGUCAGGGAAGACACAGGGGAACUCCUAUGUGGUAGCUCGGUGAUGGUAACUGAAAGAACAAGGAAACGGAAAAGUGCAGAUACUAUCAAGUCUAUCAAAGUUGCAAUUGAAGAUAAAAAUGCUCGUGUCGAGUGGUCUAAACCGGAAGAAUCUAAUUCGAUACUAGUCGCGUAUCAAGUGGAGUACAAAAGAACCGAUUCCGAAUAUUCCAAGCCUAAAUCCGAAUGUUUAACCGAAGACUUAUUUAAUAGUCUAGGCCAGGAGUAUAAUUUAUUAGAACUAAAUCCAGCAAAAUAUGCGAUUCGGGUCCAAGCGAUUUCUUUGGCCGGUCCUGGAACUUUCAGCGAAUGGAGGUACUUUGAAAUAGUUUCGGAUCCAAGCAAUGCUUACAAAAUUUACACUCCCAUUAUUGUUAUUUCCGUCAUAGUGUGUCUCCUCGGUGGAGGGUACUACUGGUACCGCAAACGAUAUUUCAAGGUAGAACGCAACCAUCUCAUAACUAGUAUAAAUCCGGACUACGUUGGUCCAAUUUACGUAGAAGACGAUUGGGAGAUCGAUCGAAAUGACAUUGAAAUUAUCCGGGAGUUGGGUAAAGGAUCAUUUGGAACGGUUUACGAAGGUUUGAUUAAAUCCAGACAGUACCCUUGUGCCAUCAAAACCAUCAGUGAGAAAUCAUCAUUUUCAAGUAAAAUGGAGUUUUUGAAUGAGGGUUCCGUGAUGAAAUCAUUUAGUGAGACGCACCAUGUGAUCAAAUUAUUAGGGAUAGUAUCACGUGGUGAGCGUCCUUAUGUCAUAAUGGAGUUAAUGGAGCGUGGAGAUUUGAAGUCGUACUUGAGGCGCUGUCGUGGUCCUUCACAAAACCUCACCACCAAUGAAAUCUACCGAAUGGCGGCCGAAAUCGCGGAUGGUAUGGCCUUCCUCUCUGUCAAGAAGUUCGUCCAUAGAGACUUGGCAGCGAGGAAUUGCAUGGUAGCCGCCGACCGCACGGUGAAAAUCGGGGAUUUUGGAAUGGCACGCGACAUUUACGUGACUGAUUACUAUAGGAAAGGAACUGCGGGGCUGCUGCCCAUACGGUGGAUGGCCCCCGAGAGCCUCGCAGAUGGGGUGUUUACCACAGAUUCCGACGUGUGGAGUUACGGGGUGGUGCUAUGGGAGAUGGCGACCUUGGCCGAGUUGCCGUAUCAGGGGUUAGGGGCCGAGGAGGUUCUCCAGUUUGUGACUUCAGGGAGAACGUUAGAUAUGCCACCGCAAUGCUCGGAUCUCUUGUAUAAGAUUAUGAGCGCGUGUUGGAAGUGGCGGCCUAACGAUAGACCCACGUUUUUCAGUAUAGCAGACGAGUUAGUGAAUCAUGUGGGAGAGGACUUCCGAUUAGUGGCUUUUUGCUUCAGUCGGCAGGGAACUGAGUUACGUUUGAAUGCGGUGCCGAGGGUUUAUAAUCCCCCGGCGAUGAUGGGGACUACCAUGACCGGAGACGAGUGUUUCAGCCAUUAUGACCCGUCGGAGGAGGAAGUUAAUUUGUACAUGAAUAAAGCAAACCGUCCAACGAAAUUCCUACCUUUCUCAAACCAAAGAACGAAUAAAUCGUCGCCAUAUCAGUUAAGUCCAGGUUCACCGUCAUCGACAUCCUCCUUCAAUUCAUCUUAAAUGUUAAGUCUAUUAAAACUAAAUGUGAUAUGUGAUGUUAGUCACUAGGAUUAUUAUUUAAGUGUGUCCUGCCUUAGAGUGAUUGCCGAGAAUGAUUUUUAUUAAUUCCAGGGGAUCAAUGUUACCUAAGUUUUUUUCUAGUUUAUUUAAGUGGAUAGUAUUUUGUAAAGUUUUUAUUUUUUCUUAAUUUAUCGUUGAUUUUAAUUGGGGAACCAAAUUUUUUAGUAUAGGCAAUACGAAACGUGCGUACAAAUUCAAUAUUAUUUCGGCUCUUAAAUGUUCAGUAAAUUAUUGUGCCGAAAAAGUGUUGGUUUUCAAAGGUAAUUGUAAAACUCAAUGUACCUAUGUCAGGGCGAUUCCUAUUAUUAUGAAAGGUUGUAUUUGUAUAAAUCACCUGAAAUAUAUUUUGUAAACGUUGUACAAAUAAAUAUUUUUCAGAAAA
Molecule: messenger RNA, 4225 nt
Organism: Tribolium madens (black flour beetle)
Lineage: Eukaryota; Metazoa; Arthropoda; Insecta; Coleoptera; Tenebrionidae
Product: insulin-like receptor
Exons: 4
Coding region: 67-3783 (1238 amino acids)
Biological process (GO): protein phosphorylation; glucose homeostasis; positive regulation of kinase activity
Cellular component (GO): membrane; insulin receptor complex; axon
Molecular function (GO): insulin receptor substrate binding; ATP binding; insulin receptor activity
Source: RefSeq, a predicted model, not a curated record